AUGAUGACAAUCCUCCAGGUCCAAGCCGUGAAUGUUCCUGUCGAGCUGGAUGCUGUGGUUGUGACUGUCGGUAGUCCUGUUGCUGUCUGGCAUCUUGUUCUUGUGGCAUGUAGUCCUGCUGCUGUCUUGAAUCUUGUCCUUGUGGCCUGUAGUCCUGCUGCUGUCUCGCAUCUUGUUCUUGUGGCCUAUAGUCCUGCUGCUGUCUCGAAUCUUGUCCUUGUGACCUGUGAUCCUGCUGCUGUCUCGAAUCUUGUCCUUGUGACCUGUGAUUCUGCUGCUGUCUCGAAUCUUGUCCUUGUGACCUAUAAUCCUGCUGCUGUCUCGAAUCUUGUCCUUGUGGCCCAUAUUCCUGUUGUUGUCUCGAAUCUUGUCCUUGUGGCCUAUAGUCCUGCUGCUGUCUCGCAUCUU
Molecule: messenger RNA, 408 nt
Organism: Strongylus vulgaris
Lineage: Eukaryota; Metazoa; Nematoda; Chromadorea; Rhabditida; Strongylidae
Source: the annotation of a GenBank genome assembly